This is a messenger RNA of Poecilia reticulata (guppy), 1560 nucleotides long. It is a transcript of the gene bbox1, whose product is annotated as butyrobetaine (gamma), 2-oxoglutarate dioxygenase (gamma-butyrobetaine hydroxylase) 1. Gene Ontology annotation, molecular function: gamma-butyrobetaine dioxygenase activity; iron ion binding. NCBI's taxonomy places the organism in Eukaryota, Metazoa, Chordata, Actinopteri, Cyprinodontiformes, Poeciliidae. The record is from RefSeq and is a predicted model, not a curated record. Gene Ontology annotation, biological process: carnitine biosynthetic process. Gene Ontology annotation, cellular component: mitochondrion.
UUUCAUCUUCUCCACAUGUUCCCCAAGACCACUAAUUUUUUUUGCAGGCACGGCCGACCUUUCACCUACUUCCCCUCUCAAGCUAACAGCUGCUGCGUUGCUAAAGACAACAACCGGUCGGCGUUUACAAAAUACAGUACUGGUGAUAAAGCUUGGGAAGAGCAUUCAGAAAUGUGGAUGAGUACACUUGCACGUUUUACUCGUCCCGUUUUUCAAAGGAGCCCGUAUCCAGUGGUCUGCAAGGCAAUGAAAGCUUGCUGUAGGAUUGAGCUGCCUGCUCCAAGUUUCUACAUGACUCCAGUACAUUUUCGCAGACAUCAAACCCUUGGUUCUGCCUCCAUGCCUGUGGCUGCUCACUCAAUGAGACAUGUCCGUGCUCUGGAGGAGGAGAGGCUGAUGGCGGUAGAAUGGGAAGAUGGAGGCCAAAGCUUGUACCCAUUCACCUGGCUGAGAGACAACUGCCAGUGUCCGCGCUGCACCCUGCAGUCAGCUGAGGCCCGCUUGCUGUUGAUGGCUGAUCUUGAUAUCCACACCGGAAUGGAUUCUGUGGAGGUUACCAAAGAUGGCAAGGUUUCCAUUGUGUGGCCCGACCAGCACAUGAGUGUGUUUGAUGCAGAGUGGCUGAAGAAACGCUGUUUUUCUGAUGCUGCCAGACAAGUAAUGCAGGAGGAGCUGUUCCUCAAUGAGCGUUACUAUUGGGACGCGACGCUCAGUAUUCCCCAAGCUGACUUCCAGGAAGUUCUCCAUGACGACGGGGCUGCGCUCGCCUGGCUCCUGGCCCUGCGGCGAGUUGGUAUCGUGCACCUAAAGGGGGCGCCUGCAGAGCAAGGUCAAGUGGCCAGACUGGCUGAGAGGAUUGGAUAUCUCAGGCUGACGUUUUACGGGCAUACAUGGCAGGUCCAGGACAAAUCCAUGGCAAACAAUGUGGCGUACACUUCAGGGAAGCUGAGCCUGCAUACAGACUAUCCAGCUUUACACUUUGCACCUGGGGUGCAGUUCCUGCACUGCAUUAACCAGGCGAAGGAAGGAGGGGAGAGCGAGGUGGUGGACGGUUUCCACAUGGCCGAGCAGCUGCAGCGAGAAGAUCCAGAGGCCUUCCGGACGCUCACCUCGCUCCGUGUGGACUUCACCGACACCGGGACGGACUACUGCGACUUCAUGCUGCACUCCAAGAACCACAUCAUCGACGUUGACUCCGAGGGAAAAGUCACAAAAAUCAACUACAACAACGCCACCAGAGACUCUGUGCUGGACCUCCCCUUACAUCAGGUCCAGCCCUUCUAUAGAGCCCUGAGGGCCUAUGUGGACAUCAUGAACAGGCCGGAAAACGUGGUCACCUACACCAUGAAGCCAGGUGACAUUGUGACCUUUGACAACUGGCGUCUGCUGCACGGCAGGAAGAGCUACAUCAGCAGGCCAGACAGGCUGCGACACUUGGAGGGUGCCUACUUGGACUGGGACGAAGUGAUGUCUCGUCUCCGGAUUGUCCGCAGAAAUGUCCACGGGGACGCGUGAGCGUCGGACAAAAGGUCACAUUUACAUAGAAAGACUUAAAGCCUC